GUCAGUUCCGCCUGUUCAUUGAAUUCAUUUGCCAUCCUUCCUUUUACACAGUCUUGGCCAUAGUAAAAACAAAACUAGCUUUGCUCUUUGUCUGUGUAGCUCAUUUACAUUUAUUUCCAAAUUUCAAGUCAAGCAUCAUGUUCUACCACAUAUCUUUAGAACAUGAGAUUCUGCUGCACCCUCGUUACUUUGGCCCUAAUCUUCUGAAUACGGUGAAACAGAAGCUCUUCACUGAGGUGGAGGGGACGUGUACAGGAAAGUAUGGAUUUGUCAUUGCUGUGACCACAAUUGACAACAUAGGAGCAGGUGUUAUUCAGCCUGGCAGGGGCUUUGUACUGUAUCCAGUGAAGUAUAAGGCCAUCGUCUUCCGUCCCUUCAAGGGGGAGGUGGUGGACGCUGUCGUUACACAGGUUAACAAAGUUGGACUAUUCACUGAAAUUGGGCCGAUGUCCUGUUUUAUUUCACGGCAUUCCAUUCCAUCAGAGAUGGAAUUCGACCCAUCCUCCAAUCCACCGAGCUACAAGUCAGCUGAAGAAGAUGUUGUUAUCCAGCAGGAUGAUGAAAUCAGGUUGAAAAUUGUAGGAACUCGAGUGGACAAAAAUGACAUUUUUGCCAUAGGAUCUCUGAUGGAUGAUUAUCUUGGGCUGAGCUGAUUUUUCUUGCUGAAUAUGGACAUUAUCUCAUCAUCUUCGGCACAUUUUCAUGUCUCCAGUCGUGGACAGUAGUUACAGGCUGAUAGAACUUAAGUUGCUUUUAUGUUUUAAGUUUAUUUUAUAUUGAUGCCUGAUUCAAUUUAAAGGUUAGUACUGUUUUUCGAGCAGACAAGUUUGGAUACCGUUUUAAACGUUUCAUAGAGUAAGAAAACAUAUGGUAUUGAAAUCAUGCCUGUUUUAAAAAUUCCUGCAACUUGCUCUAUGCUAUGGCCCAACACAAAGAUAAGUGCUGGAUUAUGUAUAUUUACUGACAUUUGGUAGUGUCAGUGUCCUUUCAAUAUGAAAAGGUAUGGUUCAAAUCAACAUGAACAAGGUGUCACUGUAUCAUAUUUUGAAUAAAUAUUUCUUGUAAUAA
Messenger RNA from Alosa alosa (allis shad), 1068 nucleotides. It is a transcript of the gene polr2g, whose product is annotated as RNA polymerase II subunit G. NCBI's taxonomy places the organism in Eukaryota, Metazoa, Chordata, Actinopteri, Clupeiformes, Clupeidae. Gene Ontology annotation, molecular function: translation initiation factor binding; single-stranded RNA binding; single-stranded DNA binding. Gene Ontology annotation, biological process: positive regulation of translational initiation; DNA-templated transcription; positive regulation of nuclear-transcribed mRNA poly(A) tail shortening. Bases 138 to 653 code for a protein of 171 amino acids. The record is from RefSeq and is a predicted model, not a curated record. Gene Ontology annotation, cellular component: RNA polymerase II, core complex; P-body. The transcript is spliced from 8 exons.